AUAAACUAAGAUUUAUAGUUUGUCAAUUUGAUUUUAGUUGUGGUUUUCUUCAUCCUCGUCCUUUAAACGCAAUCCUUAAACCCUUUCUCUGUCUCAAACUGUUUCCCUCUCACUUUCCACCGUGUUUCUUCUUCUUCUGAGCUCACUUCCUUUCGGAACUCUCCGUUCAAAAUCCUCUCUUCCACUUCUCCACACUAUCACCACCUUCCAAAACCAUUUCAUUGAAAAGCAACAAAUCUUUUUUCUGUUUCUGCUUGUAUUUCUUCUUCUUCGACGACUGAUACUAUCCCCAUAUAAUCACAACAAAAGCAACAACAACCAUCAGUACCCUUCAAAGAAACUCUCAGUUGGAUUGCCCGUACUGGGCUUUAUGGUGAAUUGUCCGUUAACCAUGUGGGUAAAUGGUUCCUCUUUUGUGGGUGGGUUGCUCUUCAUAGAGUCCACGUUGGUCUCACUUUCCUUAAUAUUUUGAAGAAGAGUGCGCAGUUCAAAUUAUUGGAUAUUGUUAACUAUAUGUAUUUGCUUAUAAGUUCAAUUCUUUUCUUUUCUUUAAUUAUUGUUUAUAUAUAUAUAUAUAUAGUAAGACGGAUUGAGACACAAUCCCAUUUAAUUGGUGUUGUUAAUUUUAUGUGUUUGUUUGUUAAGUUUAGGCCUUUCUGCUUUUUGUUUGUUUGUUAUAAUGAUAUGGUGGAAUUUUUCAGGUUACUACCCUUCCUAAUGAGUUUCCCAAUGCCCAUACGACUAUAAAUGAUUUGAGGUAGGAGUAUGUGGUAGCUGUUGAAGGUAGGAGUAUGUUCGGUCCCGGCCUACUGAGUCUGUUAAUAAGAAAAUGAAAACUGGUUUAGUUGAGCUCGCUGCAGAUAAUGUUCAAAUACUGAAUGCAGUGAGAUCGAAGUUACCAUUUUUAGUUACUACGGCAGAUGACGCUAAAGAUUCUGUCAAAUAGGAGAUUCAUCUGAGGUAGAUCGAGACUCCAAUACUUUCUAGAUCUACUCCAGAAGGUGCUCGAGAUUAUUUGGUCCCCUCGAGAGUUCAGUGUCAAGUUUGGAUCCAAUGAAGAAGGAAGAGCUACUGAGGCGAUGUUCUGCAGGACCAGGCGAUCUCAUAUUGUUUGCAGUGGGUCAUUAUGCAUCAGUUAAUAAAACUUUGGACCGACUUAGGAUGUUUAUAGCCAAUGAGAUUUGCUUGAUUCACCAUUCCAGACAUUCAAUUCUAUGGGUGACUGAUUUCCUGAUGUUUGAGUGGAAUGAUACAGAGCAGAGGCUUGAGGCCUUACAUCAUCCAUUUACGGCACCUAAUCCUGAAGAUAUGGAAGACCUUUCUUCUGCUAGAGCCCUUGCUUAGGACAUGGUUUACAAUGGGGUUGAGAUUGGUGGAGGAAGUUUGAGAAUUUAUAAGCGUGAAAUUCAACAAAAGGUUUUGGAAAUUGUUGGCAUCUCCGCUGAACAGGCUGAAGAAAAGUUUGGAUAUCUUUUAGAGGCUUUAGACAUGGGUGCUCCACCUCACGGGGGAAUUGCAUAUGGGUUGGAUAGAUUGGUUAUGUUGUUGGCUGAUGCUAAUUCUAUCAGGGAUGUCAUAGCUUUCCCCAAGACAACAACCGCCCAAUGUGCUCUUACUCGUGCUCCAUCGGAGGUUGGUCCGCAACAGCUGAAAGAUCUAUCUUUCAAUGCUUAAUAGUAUUCUGUGCACUGGGUUGCUUCAGUUACCAUUUUGGCAGUCUGCAUGAUUCCAGUUUUGCAUAAUCAGGGAAUUAUUUAUGUAUAUUGUGGAAUCAUGUUUUAUUAUUUUCUUAUACCCUCUUUAAGAUUGAAUCAUUAUUGAACCAGACAUUUUUUGCAUUA
Molecule: messenger RNA, 1841 nt
Organism: Ricinus communis (castor bean)
Lineage: Eukaryota; Viridiplantae; Streptophyta; Magnoliopsida; Malpighiales; Euphorbiaceae
Product: aspartate--tRNA ligase, chloroplastic/mitochondrial
Exons: 9
Biological process (GO): aspartyl-tRNA aminoacylation
Cellular component (GO): cytoplasm
Molecular function (GO): ATP binding; aspartate-tRNA ligase activity
Source: RefSeq, a predicted model, not a curated record